CACUGUCUAUUUUGUUGACGUUUUUCUUUUUAUGUUUUCUUUUCGAUCGAUUGGUAAAUAAAUGAAAGAUUUAUUAAACAAGGGAGUGUUUAUUCUGUUAGUAAUAGAAGGGUAAUAUAUUAAUAGCUAAAUUAACAGACGCCACGCAAUGACUUCGGCGUCGUCGAGUAGUGCUCGAUCGUUGUUUGCCGAAUCUAAACAGCGCUUAGCUGAAAGAGUUCAAGUCAAUAUGAACAACAUUUCGUCUUUGACUCGCCAGAUACAAAGAGGAUCGAAGUCUAAUGAGCUUCUAUCAAAAGCGGCCAGAGAGAUGGCAUCAACUGAACAUCAGAUGGAGACAAGUGAAGAGAAUCUAAAGAAGAUGCAACUAAUAGCAGUACAUAUGGGUUACCAGUUCGAAAAUAUACAGAAAUCUGCUCAAAUGCUCACUGAGAUUGGAGAAAAAGUUAAUGCUAUGCAGAGGUGAUAGAGCAUAGACAUCCAAUUAUGUAGUAUUUUUUUUUAAUUGUAAUAGUAUAACCAGUGAUAGCAUUUUACCUUUAGUAAAUAUAGAAAUGCUGCUUUGAUUGUGUCUAAUGAAAUCAGCAAGGAGUUUUAAACACAAAUAUUUAUACCUAUUCAUAAUAAUUAAAGAACAAUAGGUUGCGGUCACCGGUGUCCUCGCGGUGUGUCCUCCUGGCGGUGACACACAAUUAUUGUGUCAGUUCUCUUAAACAUAUGCUGAAUAUCUUAGAUGAAAUACAUCUAUGUUACAAUUUGAAAUGUUAGUAUUUAUAAUUGUGAAUUCAGUUAUAAUUAUAUUAGCUAAAGAAGGACCUUAAACAAUUUUUAUGUCACAAA
Messenger RNA from Spodoptera litura, 840 nucleotides. It is a transcript of the gene BORCS7, whose product is annotated as BLOC-1 related complex subunit 7. The record is from RefSeq and is a predicted model, not a curated record. Lineage: Eukaryota; Metazoa; Arthropoda; Insecta; Lepidoptera; Noctuidae. Gene Ontology annotation, cellular component: BORC complex.